Penicillium oxalicum is the source of this 1512-nucleotide messenger RNA. Its product is annotated as FAD-dependent oxidoreductase. NCBI's taxonomy places the organism in Eukaryota, Fungi, Ascomycota, Eurotiomycetes, Eurotiales, Aspergillaceae. The transcript has 3 exons. The record is from RefSeq and is a predicted model, not a curated record. The coding region runs from base 1 to 1512 and encodes 503 amino acids. Gene Ontology annotation, molecular function: FAD binding.
AUGAGCCGAGGCUCUUCUGUCUGGGUGGAUCAUUCUUGGCUUGACCAGCAAUUUCAGAAUGGUCUUUUCAACUUUGCCGAUGGGGCUUCCAUCGAUCGCCUGCUAGAUUCCGUUUGCCCCCUCAACCGUCUCCCGGGGUUGUUGUUGUUGUUGACGCAACAUAUCCGCCUUCUUUGUUCGAAGUCUCAUGCAAGGAAAGCUUGGCGGGAAGCUGUUCAAGCCGGCGUGUUUCCCAUGAUCAAGAUGAAGGUACCCACACAGCUCAAGGGCAAGUUCGCGAUCUUCCAGGGAACUCGCAACAUCACGCCAUUGCCGACUCUAAUCAUCGGGGCUGGUUUGGGUGGCAUCUGCCUCGCUCAUGCGCUCAAGAAGAGGAACAUUCCUUUUAAACUGUUUGAGAGGGACGAGAAGGGCCUCGCUCGUGACCAGGGGUACAGGCUUCGAAUCACUCAGCAUGGUAUAGACGCAUUGAAGGAAUCGCUAGCCCCCGACCUGUUUACUCUUUUUGAGCGAACCUGCGCCGGUGCGCCCACAAUUGGGGUUCGCGUCAAGCCAGAUGGAUCUCCCAUACCUGCUCCAUCGGGCUUCGGCCCACCCGCCCGCGCUCAGGCUCAAGCUUACACUGUCGAUCGAUCGGUCUUUCGAGAGGCACUCCUCCGUGAGCUGGAGGGAGACGUCUUCUUCGGGAAGUCCUUUGAAAGGUAUUCCCUGCAUGAUGAUCGAGUGACAGCGACUUUUGCGGACGGAACUUGCGAAGAUGGCCAUCUAUUGAUUGGUGCGGAUGGAGUUCGAUCUCGGGUUCGCAAGCAGCGGCUUCCUGCGUUUGAAGGCUUAGACACCGGCAUGCGAAUUAUCUAUGGGAAGACGCCUAUGACUCCAGAGUUUACUAAGAGGCUUGCGGAGGAGUACCGACAGGGAAUGAGUCUCGCCCUUGAUCCGCAAGACCCGUCUCAACUGUGCGUCUUGUUUGAGUCCAUCUACUUUCCUCGUGCGGGUGAAGUCGCCAGUUUCAAGCUGCCUGAUCCCUACAUGUACUGGGUUCUCUGCAUCGAGCGAUCACGUCUGGGCGGGGUUGGACGUAAUGGGUGGCACGCCACUCCCCAGGACUCGAUGGCCGUGUCACUUAAGCUCACGCAGUUCUGGAAUUCCUCUCUCCGGGUCAUCUUUGAGAUGCAGGAUCCGACUCAAUCUGCGAUGAGAACAAUCCUGUCUGCUCCGCCUGAGAUCAAGCCUUGGGAACCUUCUCGUCGAGUCACUCUGCUCGGCGAUGCUAUUCACGUUAUGCCCCCGACCGGGGCUAUGGGUGCAAACACUGCCUUGCGGGACGCGGCUGAUCUCGCGCGACGCAUUGCCCACGUGGGCGGGCUUGGGGGAGUCGAUGGGGCCCUCAUUGGAAAUUACGAGGCGAGCCUGCGUGAGUUUGCGAAGUCGGCCAUCGAGCUGAGCUUUGAAGGCGGUAGGAAAAGCUUCGGACUGGGUCCUGUUGAGCAGUGCAAGAAGAUUUUACUUUGA